AUGCUGCCUGGGACCUCUCAGCUACCCACAGAAGCAAGCAUGUCUUGGGUCCUUCUUUCUGUUCUUUGGCUCAUCAUUCAAACCCAAGUGAUAGAUACAAAGUCAGCCCCUGAAUUAAAGCUCCAUGAAAUAGUUCAUCCUAAAAAAAUACCCAUUUCACACAGAAGAGGGACUGAGAAUAAUCAGACAGAGAGAUAUGCCAAAGAGGAAAGAUACGCGCCUGAAGUUCAGUAUCAGAUCAUACUAAAUGGAGAAGAAAUUAUCUUUCACCUAAAGAGAACCAAGCAUCUUCUGGGGCCAGACUGCACUGAAACAUCUUACUCAGCCAGAGGAAAAGAGGCGACCAGAUGCUCUCAGGAUGUGAAACCCUGCUACUAUGAAGGCCACAUCCUGAAUUCAAGGGACUCUCUUGCCAGUAUCAGUACAUGUGAUGGAUUGAGAGGGUACUUCACACAUCAUGAUCAAAGAUAUCAAAUAAAGCCUCUACAGAGCACAGAUGAGGGAGAACAUGCCGUCCUUGCAAUCAGCCAAGGGGAACCAGACACAGCUAAUUACAAACAUGGUGAGAAGCAUGCUGGCAGGAAACAAAGCCAUCUUCGAAUUUCUAGGUCAUUAAAAAGCUCCAAUGACUUUCUUCAAGGACAGAAAUACGUUGGUCUCUUCUUGGUGAUGGAUAAUGCCUUUUAUAAGAUGUAUAAUGGAAAUGUGACUUGGAUAAGAAGCUUUGUGUUUGAGGUGAUGGAUCUGCUCAAUGUGAUUUACAAAACCAUAGAUAUUCAAGUGUCUCUGGUGGAUAUGGAAAUCUGGUCUGACAGUGAUAAGAUAAAGGUGGAACCCAGGAUUGGUGCCACAUUCCAAAGCUUCAUGAAAUGGCAUUACUCUACCCUGGAAAAAAAGAAGAUCCAUAACCAUGCCCAGCUUCUCAGUGGAUCCGGCUUCCUCUAUAGACGUGCAGGAAUGGCAGCUGCGAAUUCCUUGUGUUCUACAUCUUCAGUGUCUGUUGUUGAGGCCAAAGGAAAGAAUAAUGUGGCUCUUGUAGCUGUGAUGUCCCAUGAGUUGGGCCAUGCCCUUGGUAUGAGGGAUGUUGUAUAUACCACCAAGUGUCCCUCUGGCAGCUGUGUGAUGAAUCAGUACCUGAGUUCAAAAUUCCCCAAGGAUUUCAGUACUGCCAGCCGCUCACACUUUCAAGGAUUCCUUUCAUCUAGAAAUGCAAGGUGUCUGCUGUUGGCACCUAAUCCUAAAAAUAUAAUAAAACCAACAUGUGGGAACCAACUUCUGGAAACGGGGGAAGGUUGUGACUGUGGCUCUCCUGAGGAAUGUACCAACCUUUGCUGUGAGCCCCUGACAUGUAGGCUGAAAUCUCAAACUGACUGUGAAGAAGAAACAUCCAACCAUAUCACGUGA
Onychomys torridus (southern grasshopper mouse) is the source of this 1404-nucleotide messenger RNA. It is a transcript of the gene Adamdec1, whose product is annotated as ADAM like decysin 1. Gene Ontology annotation, molecular function: metalloendopeptidase activity. Lineage: Eukaryota; Metazoa; Chordata; Mammalia; Rodentia; Cricetidae. Gene Ontology annotation, biological process: proteolysis. The record is from RefSeq and is a predicted model, not a curated record. Bases 1 to 1404 code for a protein of 467 amino acids. The transcript is spliced from 13 exons.